AUGCUCGUCGUCAGCCUCAUCUCCACCGCGUACAACGUCGGUGCUGGCCUUCGGGCUGCGCCGCACGCUUCGUCUUCUCGCGCCGCCUCCACUGCUGUCUCGAUGGGAAUGGACAUCUCGGAGCUCAUCGACGACGCGAAGAAGUCGCGACUCGAGCACCUUGAGGCGCAGGCCAUCCAGUCCCUCAAGGUUGCGGUCGAUCAGUUCGAAAAGCCCGUCUUCCCGAACGCGAUGAUCGUGGGCGACUGCGUCAUCACGCACCUGCUGCACAAGAUUGACGCGCUCAAGACGGGCAAGGUCAAGAUCAUGGUG
Messenger RNA from Emiliania huxleyi CCMP1516, 312 nucleotides. RefSeq lists its product as hypothetical. The annotation marks the transcript as partial. The record is from RefSeq and is a predicted model, not a curated record. NCBI's taxonomy places the organism in Eukaryota, Haptophyta, Isochrysidales, Noelaerhabdaceae. The transcript has a single exon.